Cooperia oncophora is the source of this 453-nucleotide messenger RNA. The record is from the annotation of a GenBank genome assembly. NCBI's taxonomy places the organism in Eukaryota, Metazoa, Nematoda, Chromadorea, Rhabditida, Trichostrongylidae.
AUGUAUCAGAGUCAUUUUGAAGGGUUCCAAAUGAGUGGAAUAGUGUUUGCUGUGAUUACUCCCCUGGUCAUCUCACAGCUCUACCAACAACCAGUCGUUUACUACCAAGUUCCUUACGCAGGUCCUAUAGACGCUGCUUAUGGACAAGAAGCAACUAUGCCCCAUGUAAUCACUCAACCGGCAUACAUAGUACAAACACCGUAUCUGCAAGGCUCUUAUCAACAGUUACAAUUCGCUGGCUUGCAGAAUGGGCUGCCUUCAGGUCUGGCUCUUGGACUUUAUCAGAAUACGCUCGCACGGGAACUGACUGGAGGUUACCUGAACGAAUUCCGCGACGCAUCUGGCUCCCUGAACAACAAUGGCAAGUUAUUUCAAUACUGUCGGGUCUCUGUAGUAACCCAAGAAACUUUAUGGGCUUACCGUUAUCCAUCAAGCUCCGUAGUCCUCGGUUAA